Selaginella moellendorffii is the source of this 1060-nucleotide messenger RNA. Its product is annotated as ribonuclease H2 subunit B. The coding region runs from base 130 to 954 and encodes 274 amino acids. The transcript is spliced from 11 exons. Gene Ontology annotation, cellular component: nucleoplasm; ribonuclease H2 complex. The record is from RefSeq and is a predicted model, not a curated record. NCBI's taxonomy places the organism in Eukaryota, Viridiplantae, Streptophyta, Lycopodiopsida, Selaginellales, Selaginellaceae. Gene Ontology annotation, biological process: RNA catabolic process; ribonucleotide metabolic process.
CCCUUGAUCGUCUGUUGCCACGUGGACGACGCUUGGCCGUCCGAUCAAGGAGGCGGCAAAACGGAGCCAUUGCUAUGGCGCAUCCUUGAUGAUCGAAAGCUCUUCGCAUUCUCUUUUUCUUAUUUAGCGAUGGCGCCAGAGCUGCGCGUUCUCGUCACUGCCUAUUCCUCUCCAUCAGAGGAGCAAUUAAAUGGGUCUCUUGUUCAUCCAAAUGCUGAUGAGCAAAUCGAUGGGUCUUUUGUUCAUCUUCGACACCCGAAGUCUGGGACUAAAGCUUGUUAUCUUUUGAUAAAUGGAACUCUCCAAGAACUCAACUGGUUCAAGCCUCGUUAUUCUUCUUGGUUUAUCGGAGACUCAGUGUGUGAAGAUGGAAGCUUGUAUUUGGGAUCGGUGGUCGAUCCUCUCUUCAUGGUUUUACCGCUGCUGGAAGAGUCACGAAUGACAAAGAAAGCUGACGAGGGCGGCUUGUUCAGAACGUUGGAGGACAUGAUCUACGUUGAAAACUUUCCUUGCUAUUCUCGCAUCAUCCCACUUUUGCCUGGAACACUCGAUGCUAUCUGUGACUCUCGAGAGCUACAAGAGACGAGGUACUACAGACUGAACGAUAACAAGGUUCUGGGAUGGCUUUCUUGUAAGGUAGAGCAGACGUCAGAAGCAUUAAAACUUCAUGGUUUUCAAGGCCUUGAAGAUCACGAACUCAAGAUUUAUUCCAUUGGAUUGCUUGGAGAAUACGUGAAAAGCGAGCCUUGGCUGCAGCGGCUUUGCAACCAUUUCUCGGUCGAUUUGGAAGCUUGUAGCAGAUCGAAGAAAGCAUCUAUGCCUGGGAGUGUGGUCCCAUCACAACCAUUUCGCGCCAAGCAAAGCUCCACCUCCAGCAACAAAAAGACGAAGAAAGUACCAGCGGCUAGCGCAGGAACUUCUAAGAUCACAAGCUUUUUCGCAAGGCCGCGCUAGAGAUCGAUUGAAGGAUUUGUAAAAGAGUAAAAUGAUACAAUUGUAAUGUUAGGUGACAGACAAGUUAAGUUUUUCAUACAGACAAUGUAGAUUUUUCUCCUCUGUC